AUGAGAAAAUUGCUAGCUUUUAUUAGCCUGGUAUGCUAUUUAUUCUACUCCUGUGAUUGCGCACUACCAGAUUCACAACUAAUUGAACAAACACUAAAAAACUCAUUGUUCAGUACUUAUGAUAAAACUAUAAGACCAGAUGAUCAAGUAUCUGUUGAUAUCACUGCUACACUACAACAAAUUGUGGCUAUAGAUGAAAAACAACAAAUAAUGACAUCUAGUUCAUUUAUUUCACAAACAUGGUACGAUUAUCGAUUAACAUGGGCGAAUAAUGCUUCAAAUAAUAAUAUUAGUGUACUUAUGCUACCGGUUAAAAAUUUAUGGAUACCAGAUACGAUGAUAUUGAAUUCAGCAGAUACGAGUGGUUAUUUCACAGUGAAUGAUUACAGUUUGGCAUCUGUUGACUAUAGAGGUCAAGUGUAUAUGAUAUUACCAGCAUUAUCGGUAAGAACAAGAUGUAACUUUUUGGUUCAAAAGUUUCCAUUUGAUAAACAACUAUGCAGCAUCAAUUUAACGUCAUGGAGUCAAGGAGCCAAUAGAAUUCUAUAUACCGAAAAUCGUAGUUUAGUAAUUGAUCUUAGUGAGUAUAGUGAACAUCCUUUAUGGAAAUUGAAUGGAACAGAUAUGAUUGUAACUGAAGCAGCAGAUAGGGCACCAUUUGAAGAUACUUAUAAUGAUAUAAUAUCAAUACAAUUAUAUCUGCAGAGAAAGCCAAUGUAUUUUAUGUUGAAUGGUAUAUUUGCCUGUUUGAUUUUAAAUGCUGUUACUUUGAUAGCAUUUGCAUUGCCCUUUGCAACACAAAUUAGUCUAUCUAUGAUAUGUUUUAUGACAUAUUCUGUUUAUUCGCUAAGUUUCUCCAGUCUAUUUCCACAACAGUCUGACUAUUUAAUGACGAUCACAUUAUACUUUUUGUUAUCAAUUUGUUGGACAUUAAUAGCAAUGCUAUGGUUUGUUAUUUGUAAUUAUUUUAUAACAAAAGUUAGAAUGCCACGGUUACUUUAUGCUUUUUGUGAACUGUUGCAAAGAGUGUCUACUCCGCGACCAAAAAAAGAUGACAAGACAGAUAAGAAGGAUGUUAUUGUUGAAAAUGGUGAGAUUAAGAAGUCUGUGGAUGAAGAAAGUACAAAAGCAACAAGGGCUCAAAGAAUGAAAUGUGUUUGUUGUCAGAAAUUAUUUGUUUCGUGCCUUCAGAGGCAUCAUAGAGUUGAAAGCAUUGACAAGAAACAGCAUGUUUUGGAUGACGAUAUGAAACCCAUCAGAACAAAUCCAACUGACGUUAAGCCAAUUGAAACAGAACAAAAUGAAACAAAUGUAAGACAAUGUUUCGAAGACGCGAAGCGAAUGGUUAACGUACUGAUUGAAGAACAGAAACCGAAACCAAAAUGCGACUUCUGCAACAGAUGCGGGUCAUGCCAAGCUACCACUGAUACAGCAAAUGCUUUAGCCAACAAAAAACUAGACAUUGAAGCUAAAUGCAGCGUCUUAAAUUAUUUUGUCUUUUUUUGUCUGUUAUUAUUCAUGUUUGUUGCUGAAAUGGCUGUAUGGUUCGUAAUGGCACAAUGAGUGGCUUUAAUUUGUUUCUUUCUUCUUCUCUUUGACAAUAAUUUUAUUACAAUUAUUAUUAACAUGACAACACGAUAAUUGCACAUCUUUUAAGACACAAUAAAAUAUGGUUUCAUUGCUUUUCAUAAAUUAGUUUCAGCUUGUUUAGUCAAGAUCUGACAGUAAGAUAUUUUUUACGGUCUUUUCGCAGAUAAGUUUUAAUUACCGUGCGGUUUAGCUGCUGGUCUGCUGCAUGGCACAGUGGGCAUUUUUCUAUAGAGCAGGCGGACAUAUGCUGUAGGAGUGAUAUGAAAGCCUAUAAAGACGUUCUUCUAUUGGUUUUCGAAUAUGCUCUUUCUAAUGAUGAGCUUUUCAGUACUCAAAAGUAAUUCCUUGUGGGUUUUCUCGAGAUCGGAUCUCUGGAAAACCCAUAAAAAAUGUGUUUAUAGACUUGUGUAUUAUUGCUAAAAUAAAUAUCCAAAUUCCUAAGGAAAAUUUGCUGUAGACAGGCUUUGAAGUCUAUAACUCAAUUUGAUCGAAAAUAUUUUUGCAGAAAAACUAUAAAGCUAUACAUCAUUCGAUGCAGUUUUUCACGAUGAUUCCGAAUAUGGCAUUAUUUGUACGAAAAAGUGCUUUAGUGAGAGAGAAAAAUGUGAAAUACGCGAAAACCCCUUAGGAUUUUGGAAGAUCUAUAAAACCUACUUGGAAAAUAUGCGAGAUUUUGCGAUGUUAGAAUACAUAAAUAAUGCGAAUCGCAUCGAUUCACUAGGUCUGUUGCCUGUAAGCCCACUGAGUGUACUCUCGGAAUUAUUAUUCAUUCUGUUGUAACUCGAUCUUGCUACUACAGAAUUGAUGCAUAUUUCUCGCGAUGAGAACGUCCAUAUUUUCCAUCUUAGUUUACAGAACCACUUGCUUUAGCUUUUCACCGGUGAGAAACAUUUAUCAGAAUUGCUAUAGUUCAUCGAGACUCUGUAAUUUGAUUUAGUUUUAUCUGUCGUACAGAUGUUCGAAAUGGACGUAAUAUUACCAAAUCUAUCAGUCUUCUUACCCUUGAUAAAGAAACCUAAGUGGGGGCAAAGUUUGGCCUUCUUCGUCAAAACAACGCUUACACCUCCCUUCGGU
This is a messenger RNA of Didymodactylos carnosus, 2664 nucleotides long. The record is from the annotation of a GenBank genome assembly. NCBI's taxonomy places the organism in Eukaryota, Metazoa, Rotifera, Eurotatoria, Philodinida, Philodinidae.